This is a messenger RNA of Linnemannia hyalina, 4188 nucleotides long. The record is from the annotation of a GenBank genome assembly. NCBI's taxonomy places the organism in Eukaryota, Fungi, Mortierellomycota, Mortierellomycetes, Mortierellales, Mortierellaceae.
AUGGGUGCUGCACGAUCACCGCCCCCACCUGACCUGGAUCCGCCUCUCUCCUCAGAUACCUCUUCCUAUACCCACCGUUCCUCUGCCAAGCGAAAGUCCUCUUCCUCUUCUACUUCCAGAACUGCUGCUGCAGCAGAGGAAGACUACUACCACUACAACAAAAACAACAACAACAACAACACCAACGACCACGACCACGACGCCUCCUCUAGCCGCGACAGGAAAAAGAAAAAAAAGAACAAAAAGGAACGCCGUAGCGACUAUUACGACUACGACAACAGCAAUAGCAACGAUCAUGAUCAGGAUCGGUACCAUGACUAUGGCCAACAUGAAGCUGCCACGCCCCCUCCACCGCCACAAUCAGCAUCAUCAUCACGGCCCGUUAUCAAGUUGCCGCCUCUCAAGAUCUCGCUGAAGCUAUCUUCAAUCGCGCCGCCAUCCUCCUCGGUCUCCUCUAGUCACAAGUCCAGCAGUUCGUCAAAAAAGAAGCGACGUUCCUCGGAGCAGAUCAAUAUCGUGUCAGACGACGAAGACGAUAUUAAUAGCAACGACUACGACAACGAUGAGCAAGAGGCCAACUACUCAUACCGCCGGAGGCAAUCAUCUGUUGACCUGGGCGAGGACCAGGACAUGGACGCCCCACAGUCGUCGUCCCAUAAAAAGAAGAAAAAGCACAAGCACAAGCACCGACACCGACACCCCAAGCACGAGGACCAGGACGUCGAAGAGUCACACCAACACCGACCGCAGCAGCACUACGAGCAGGAGCCAGCGGAAGUAGGAAAUCGAGAAGAAAUGGAGGAUAAGGAUGUAGGUGGAUAUGACACGCCCAGGAUCACAAUGCGGCCAGGCAAAGAGAAGAAGAAGAAGAGCCGGAGAUCUUCAUCCCACCGAUCACACCCCAGUCACCCUUCGGACGAAGCCGAGCACCAUUAUCAGCAGCCUACCCUUCCACCACCACAACAGUCCAAAGCACGGUCCCGGUCUCGAUCCAUCAGUCAGAGUAAUGGGGACGUAUCGCUCAUCAAGCAGGAGGAACCUCCGGUUCAGCCUACCUACCAGGAACCUGUACCAGCACACCCGCAUUCUCAACUUGGGAUGAAGAAGCCUCGAUCGGCUUUGCAGAGCAUGGUGACGCAGGAGACAGCGGUAUCGCAGGACGAGGAUGAGGACCUGGACGACCCCUUGGCAGGCGAGCUUGAUGAGCCAGAGGACGAUGAUGACGAUGAGGAAGAAGAUGAGGAGGAAGAAGGAGACGAGUCGGACAAUGGCGAGUUGACUUCGCCUAUUCUGGACCCAGGAACCAACGCGCAGUUUGGAUCAAAGACGGUCAGGGCUGGUCAAAUGGGCUCCAAGACUCUUCCACCAUCUGCAACGGCAUCCAACUCCAAAAAGGCACGCAAGCCUUCUGUUGCCAAGGAGGCCAAGGAGGGCAAGGACACUGCAGAGUCAACACCUCGCGAAGGAUCCGUCCCAGAAUCAACCAGAGGUGGCAGGAAGGGCAAGGGAUCCAAGCGGCACUUGACCCCCAGGACGACAACACCCGCCAUCCCGAAGAAGAAGGAGCUCUCCGUUGUCUGCCACAAGUUACUGGACAACUUUAUCAAGCGAGAUUCGUACGUCUUGUUCAGUCAGCCUGUGGAUCCUACUGUGGUGCUGGAUUAUGCAACCAUCAUCAAGAACCCCAUGGACUUUUCAACCAUGCGGUCAAAGGUGGAGCGCAACUUUUACCCUACGAUCGACGAGUUCCUGUCUGACUUUCAGCUUGUUUGCGACAAUGCGCGACUGUACAACGCCAAGGAGACGCUUUACUGGAGACAGGCAGACAAGCUUUGGGAUUGGGGGUCUCGUGCGAUUGAACGCGAGCGCAAGACUAUUCUGGAUCGGGACGAAGAGGUCCUGCGGACUGUGAAGGAUGAGGAGACGCUUGACGUUGGGGGCAUGGGCGACUACAGCGGUAAUAACGGUAAUGGCGGCGGGGGUGGAACUGCGAACGGGCUGCCGAACCGUGGAUCGUUUAUGAGUGUGGAGUCAGCAGUUGAUUCGCCGAUGUCGAUCGCAGACUCUGGUCGAUCACACACGCCACAGCAGUACAGAAAGACAAAGAAAAUCAAACACCGCAGAGACGGAACCAUCGCCUUCACCUACUCCUCCGACGGAUCCAUCGACCCAGCAUCUCAUCCCGAUCCAUGGUCCCUCAUCCCCGUCCAACCAGAAUUUGGUUCGCCGCCUUCCCUACGCCCGCUCCUCGAUACCAUCUCCUCCUCCUACAACGGCCAAUAUCUCGACGACUACCCCUACUGGAAACCACCCACCACUGGCUCUCGUCCAGCAGGCUAUCUCGACUAUGGGCCCUAUGCCAUCAUGGACAAAUCUCCCGUCGAGACCGAUGGAUCCUCCAGUGUCAGCCUCCCAGUCUUUACAGGAAUGGUCUUUGGAGACGACACUGGCGAGGCUUAUGUCAGAAGUCUUGCCAUGUUCAUGGAAGGUAUCGUCGACGUCAACGAAAUCUCGCAGAUGACGGAAUCCGAUGCCGCGGGUCUCUUGCAGGUCAAGGAGCACAUCCGCAAGAAGGUCGAGAAACUGACCCGGGGAGCCAGCACGAUUGCAGACAAGGUGGCAGCCAUUGUGUUGGAGGAGAAGACGGGUCAACCUUCGGACGUAGACACUCGUGUUCCUAAGGCACUCUGGCAGCAGGAUUUCGAUACUGAAAUGGACGAUGCAACUGAAGCCACUACAACCACAGCCCCAUUCGAGGAGAAGGUCGGACUGAACAAGGACAUUUCCAAGGAGCCAGAGGAUGCGGUCAUGGAAGAUGCGAUUGUUCCAUCAGAAGGAAGAGAAGCAGAAGACACAGUCGCUGCAACCGCCACUGAUGCCGAGUUCAAGGAUGCUGAAGUCAAGACCGAGGAGAAGUCUGGCUUGCAGCAACCUGUCAAAGACCAGAGAGGUGAGGAGAAACGGGGUGUACGCAUGACGUCGAUCCAGGCGGAGCCAGAGAUGAUCGACAUUCGACAGGUCGUGCGUGACAUCAAGGCGUGGCCUCAGGCGCAGAAGGUCAAGGCCGAUUAUGAAAGCUGGAGACAGUUGAAGAUCGAGCUUGACAGUCUUUUGCCAUUGGCUCCAGCGGACGAGAAAGUCAAGAUCGAGUGGGGCCAAAGCUGGACGGGCGGAGAUUCAGAGGAGAGCAAGAGGUGGGUCCGAGAGUCUCUCGAGAAGAACUCAGCCGAGAUGCGGAAGGUGGUUGAGCUGGUUGCAGCCAAGACUGCUGAGGACCAAGCAGCCAAGACACUCACAGACGCUACCAUAGAGGGCACGACCGCCGAAGACAAGCGCAAGGCUGUCAAGGACAAGGAUGUGGAGGUGGUCACAUUAUCUGAUGAUGACAAGGCCCUCGUGCUGCGACUGACCAAGAGCAUCCGCGAGCGACUUGCAGAGAUGGCCAAGUAUGUCCCCCUCUCCGAGAUCAAUCCCCAGAAACUCCCACCACCACACGCCCCUCCUGUACCCACACCUGCACCUGUCACGCCUACACCUGCCGCUGCCGUGCCUGUUGCUGUUACACCUGCCGCACCUGCAUCAGUUGCUGCUACAGCUGCUCCCGCCACGCCUGCUGUGACCACACCUGCAGCUGCCUCAUCGUCCCUUGCCCCGACUGCCUCUCCAGUUAUCACUGCAUCUAGUUCAGCAGUCACUGCCCUUGCCACCUCACAGGACGCUUCUGUUACAGCCGCUGCACCCACUGCACCCAUUAUACCUACUGCAGUAGCAGCUCCUGCGGCGGUCACACUUGCUUCUACUCUGUCCACACCAGCACCAACAACAGCAACAACAACAACAGCACAAGCAAUGGAGGCGCCCAAACCAGCACCAACGCCCACACCCGUGCCCACAUCCGUUGCUAUGCCAGCACUGACAUCCCCAGCGGUGACUGAGGAGAAAGCACCCUCGAGCUCGACGGCGGCAUUGACAGCGACUACUGUGGCGCCACUGAACGCCCCCACGGCCCAAUCCUCAGCAACUUCAUCAGCGCCAAACGCCGAGUCCACUGCAGCGACACCAGCCCCUGGACCAGAGGCAUUGUCGGAAUCAAAGCCAGCAGUAGCAGUAGCUGCUCCCGUACUAGCUGCUCCGUCUGAGAGGGAAGGAUCUGCGUCUUCACUUUCGUCGCCCGGAUCAUCACCGUAG